This is a messenger RNA of Syngnathus acus (greater pipefish), 6513 nucleotides long. RefSeq lists its product as uncharacterized. The record is from RefSeq and is a predicted model, not a curated record. The transcript is spliced from 15 exons. Gene Ontology annotation, molecular function: calcium ion binding; cadherin binding. Lineage: Eukaryota; Metazoa; Chordata; Actinopteri; Syngnathiformes; Syngnathidae. Gene Ontology annotation, cellular component: plasma membrane; catenin complex; adherens junction. The coding region runs from base 953 to 5797 and encodes 1614 amino acids. Gene Ontology annotation, biological process: calcium-dependent cell-cell adhesion; cell-cell junction assembly; multicellular organism development.
CUGUACGCACGUGUACCUAAUUUUGUCACCUUCCAUGUCCUUUCAUCGUGAGCUGUUCAUGCUCUUCAGUUUUGAUUUGGUAGUAUCAAGGUAAAUAAUCUCCUUAAGUUUUGUUUUCUUUAAUUCCCAAUGCUGACUGGCGCAGCCCAUUUGUCAUGAUUAGGCUUACAUGGCACUAUGAUAAUGACAAACAGUGGAAUGAAUAUUCAUUAGUUGUUUGCCAUCCCCUGGGACUUUCUCCAAAUAUACACUAAAUAGUCAAAUGGAAAAAGGUGGCUUAUACAUUAUUCCAGUCAAAGUUUGAUUUCAUUUGGAACUGCUGUGUUACUUUGAGUAAUUCAAAGAUGUAACUAACCAUACACCAUACUGCCUCUUUGUGUUGGUAAACUUUGGACUGCUGCAUCCUUCAAAACGUUUUCUUUCUCGAUGGAAUUGGCCAAGGUUAUUCCCCACGUUUUGUAUUUUCUUUUGUAGCUGGAGCUCAAUUGAAAGAACUUGAUUAUACUUUUACUUUCUAAUGCAUUGCAUUUGCUGCAAAGCUUCUCUCAACGCUCCACUGAGGAUUUGAAGUGGAAAAUAACGUCAGGGUCAACUGGAGCCCAUUACGGCUGAUGUCAUGCAAGAAGUAUGGUGCCCACUGGAUAGAUCGCCAAUCGUGGGAUGUUCAACUCCCUUUUAGAAACGGAAUGAGGAUCACCGCAGGAGGGGUGGAAUAAAACAAAACAAAGGAGGAGAGAGAAAGACCCCGAGAGAUAGACGGACAUAUUAAGUAUUGCGGGGAAGAAGGGUUGACUGAUACCUGCCCUGCGGCUCAGUGAAGGGCAUAGAUUGAAAGCGUGACAGGUGGGGCAUGAAAACAGGCAAAGCUGCAGAAAGAAUGACGACAGCUGGAAAGCAAGUCCUGCCUCACAGCAAAUCUUGCUCCAAUUAGGACAUCUCGCUACGAGACAAGAUGAUUACGAGAAAUCUGCUCCUACUGGUUUCCAUCUGCCUGUGGGACGGGCUGUUGGGAUGGGCCUCGGCCAGCAAGGUUCUGCGGAUCAGAGGAGUAGCUGGCUCGCAUAUGAUGAAAAUUGAGGAGAACAGAGCUUCGGAUCAUUGGGAAGGAAGCAUGGAUGCAAAUGGAAUGCCUGUGGUGACUCAUAGAAAUUUGAUAAAUCAUGCACAGCCAGGUGACACUGGAGCGCUUUCUCACGCCAAAGCGCCGGCCAAUCACGGCGCUCCAUCUGCUGUCAUCAAGGAGAGGCUAACUCUCAAGCCCAAGUAUGAGGUCCAAUCUGUCAACAAGAAGGAUUUGAGUCAGGAUUUGAAGAAAAUCAAGAACAAUACCAAGAAUGUUGAGACCAAAAUAGGAAAAGCACAAAUGGCAUCAUUGCAUCAUAAGCUUGACUUGCAUUCGAAUAAAACUCGCAGUAGAUUAGGUUCAAAGGGCAAAAGCAGAGCCGAUUUGAGUGUUUAUUCAACAGGUGUGCCCGUAAAGGGACUCAACGUUGAAGCAAACCGAAAACUCAACCUCAGUGGAAGUUAUGAGGUUUUGAAAGUGCUGUCCAAAGAGAACCUUGUGAGGAUAGUCAAUUCCCAAAUGCAGAAUCUUCCCAUUCUGACCUUUCCAAGCAAGGGGAGCCGGAGCAGGAAAAGAGAUUUGAUUGACGUUAAUCACAGACAGUUUGAGGCGUUGAAAAUGUCAAGACAAGAUACAUCCAUCACUCAGUCACAUGCUGGAUUUGAUAAUCAGACCGCAUUUCCCAAUCCGAAUCCGGUCAGCACUCCAGAUCUUAAUCGGGACCAGAGUUCUGACACUCGUAAUAAUCCCAAAGUGAGUUCCCCAGGUUUAAGUAAAGGCCAAGACAUUUUGGAGCUACAAGUUUCAGAUGGUGGCGAUAGCAGGAAAAAACAUGCUCUAUUAACGGCAACACUUGUUGAAAAAGUCAAUCCCAUCUUGGACAAAGAUGUAGCCAUCAACCAAACGGAAUCCCCUCUUCAAUUGAGGAAAUAUUUUCCCUCGGAAAGAAAUAGCUCCACUCCGUCUGUGCUGACAACGCAACCCCAGGGACUACGACCUGGGAACGCAACGGCAGAUUCCCACAGAGACUUAUUAACAGAGUCAGUUCAUACUGCUCAAACAAAGCUCAGCUCAGCUCACUACUCAGUAGAUGAAGACAGAAAAGUUGUCAACAGCAGCCAUGUCCUGAGGCUUCACCCAGCUCCGGAAUGGAGCCGCUCAGCUAAAGGUGCUGGGGAGCAGGCGCCCGAUCCGGACGACAGUGGCCUCGUGUUUGAAGAAGCGGAGUCUGGGGACGAGGCUGCCGAGCCUUCGGAAGAAAACAGGUCACGCUCUCGCAGCAGGAGAAGUUGGAUUUGGAAUCAGUUCUUUGUGAUUGAAGAAUACGCUGGACCUGAACCUGUGCUCAUUGGCCGGCUCCACACUGACAUGGACCGGAAUGACGGCCGCACUAAGUAUGUCCUACGUGGCGAGGGGGCUGGCUCUGUCUUUGUGAUCGAUGAGAAGACAGGUAACAUCCACGUCACCAAGCCACUGGACCGCGAGGAGAAGGAUGAGUACCGUCUCAUUGCCACGGCUACCGACAGACAGACGGACCGUCCCCUAGAGCCCUCGUCGCAAUUCAUAAUUCGGGUGCAGGACAUCAACGACAACCCGCCUGUCUUUGACGAAGGGCCCUACAGCGCCACUGUGCCUGAGAUGGCAAAUAUAGGCACUUCCAUAAUCCAGGUGACAGCGACAGAUGCUGAUGACCCGACUUAUGGGAACAGUGCCAGACUAGUGUACACACUGGUGCAGGGCCAGCAGUACUUCUCUGUUGAUCCACAGACAGGUAUUCUGCGCACAGCUGUUCCUGACAUGGACAGGGAAACCCAGGACCAGUACCUUGUGGUUCUCCAAGCCAAAGACAUGGGAGGCCACUUGGGAGGAUUAUCUGGUACCACCACCAUCACGGUUACCCUCUCUGAUGUCAACGACAACCCUCCGCGCUUCACCCAGAGUAUGUGGUCCUUCUCUGUCUCGGAGCUAGCCAUCCCAGGUGCUGAAAUAGGACGUAUCUCAGCAAGCGACGCUGACCUUGGCGAAAACGCCAAGUUGGAGUAUACGAUCUUGGAGGGGGAGACGGGUGACACGUUCAACAUCACAGGAGUCAACCAAGAGGCCAUCCUCAUACUAAACAAGGCCGUCGACUACGAAAGCCGCAGUUCCUACUCUUUCUCUGUGGAGGUUCUCAAUCCCACCGUGGACCCUCGCUUUUUGCGUCGAGGAUCUAUUAAAGACAGAGCUUCAAUCAGAGUCGCGGUGCUGGAUGCGGACGAACCGCCAAGGUUCUCCAGGUCACGCUACCACAUGGACGUUUCGGAAAACUGCCCUCCAGCCUGCACUGUGGGCCGAGUCAGUGCUGUUGACCCAGACACCGGUCUGACUAAUAACAUCAGGUUCUCUAUUGAUCCUCAGUCCGAUCCAGAGGCUCUCUUUCGCAUCACCCCAGACUCCGGCCUCAUCACCACAGCCAUGGAACUCGACCGGGAACGUGAGCACUGGCACAACAUAUCUAUCAUUGCCACCCAGAGAGACAACCCCAGCCAGGUGUCCCGGGUUCCGGUUGCAAUCGAGACAUUGGACCUGAAUGACAAUGCUCCGGAGCUGGACAGACAGUACACGACGGCCAUGUGUGACUCAUCGACCAUUGGAAAGGUGGUGCAGGUGUUGCGGGCGAUUGAUAGAGAUGAAGGCGGGAAUGACAGCACUGUGUAUUUCAGCAUCCCUCCGGAGUCCAGCGCAGCCCUCAACUUCAGUGUCAGGGACAGUGGUGGUACCACAGCAAGUUUGGUCCUGCUGUCUCAGCUGCAGCCACUGUCCCGUUCCCCGUCUUCCACCAUAACACUUUAUGUGCCACUGGUUCUAAGAGAUGGGACAUCAGGUCUCACCAGCACCGGCACUGUCACGGUGUCUGUCUGUCCCUGCCUGAGAGGAGGGGCAAAGACUCGAGAGAGGGAAAAGGACAAACAGGCUGAAGGUGAAUGGGACUGGGAAAAAGAAACCGUUUGUCUCCCCCAGCACUCCACGUCGCCUUCGCCUGGCCUCAGCACUGCAGCUCUGCUGGCCAUAUUGGCAUGCGUUGCAACGCUAUUGGCAGUGAGUGCCCUGUCAUUGUCAUUGAGGCGUCAGAAGCAUGACUCGCUGUCACCACUGGAGGAUGAUGACGUCCGUGAGAACAUCAUCACCUAUGACGACGAGGGCGGCGGCGAGGCUGACACGGCCGCCUUUGAUAUUGCCGCGCUCCAGAGCGCCCCCCACAGUUCACGCUCACGAGGCUAUCGCACACUGGACAGCAGGAACGUACGUUACAGCCAACGUGGCCAGGAUAAAAGUCGCACCUGCAGCUGGGCUCAGAAUCCAGUUGUUGAACACAACUACUCCGGUCCGGGAGGACCCUUUUACGGUCGCCUCUGCUACAGCAGCCACACCUUGCCAGUUCUACGCCGCACACCGGGCGAAACAUUUGAACCGGGUCUGGCAGAGCUCGGAUACCGCUUUCCCGGAGGCCAACCGGACCACUCAUUGGUCAUCCAAAACCAAGGUGCCAUGGUUGGCCCAAUAGAGUCAGGUGCCGUGUACAUAACCCCCACAGAUGUCAGCACGGGAAGCCGAACAGGAAGUCAUGCGGGCAGCCGCGAUGGCACCGCAACCCAAAGCGGGGUGAGCACAUCGGAUGAAGGAACACCACGGACUAGUGACAGCCAGGAGAAACGGCGAGGGAUGGGAACAUCCAGCAACUGCACUGAGGACAGCAGUGAAGACAAAGUCAACCACGGUCAUGACAUGGACUGGGUGCAGUCGGAGACACUACCGAGGGAGCAUAACCUGGUCCUGACACGAUCCGGCUCCAUGAUUGGCCAGGGUCAUGGGGUAGGAGGCUGGGUGUGCGAUUCGGCCACCCUCCCCGCGGCGGGGCGCAAGGCUUCCCGUGCCGGUCUGUCUUCAAAAGGUCCUGAGUUUGAAUGCAACGGAGGGAACGGAAAUGGAAGUGGUCCACCCUCCGCUGACGGACAACAGAAAGCUACCAAUGUUCGCAAUUACGCCAGCGUUUUGCAGGCGGAGGUACGCAGGCAGAAGGAGUCCCCCGGCGGUCUGGAGCGAGGAGGACGAGAGAUGGGGAGCAACUUUGUCGUGGCAAGGCCCGAAAGAGAAGCUGGUGGCAUAUCACUGACUGGCAGUCCACCUGUCUACCCAGAAUCGCCUGGUCUGAUUGGAGACUGGCGAGAUCGGGUGACUUUGGGUGGCUAUGUUGUGGCAAGAAUGGAUAUGACCCCGCAGCUAUUGCCCUUCCCUGGUCAGCCUCGAGGAGCUUAUGGAGGAGUGCUGGGCAUUGGCCCUGGUUGGGUUCCAGGUAUUGAGGCGGCCAGAGCAACACCAGGGACUGGAGGUCCCCCUUUGGCUCUGAGAGUGGGUGAAUUCUUACGCCUGCGUCUCGCCCAGGUCACCUUCGACCCUUCGCAACCACCGUAUGACUCCGUGCAGAUCUACGGCCUGGAGGGUACCGGGUCCCGAGCUGGAUCCCUGAGCUCGCUUGAGAGCGAAGGAGAGAAGGAUGCGGAUAAGGAGGACUGGGGUGCCGGAAUGGAGGAGUGGGGGCCCCAGUUCCACAAGUUAGCUCAACUCUUCCGAGACCGAGAGAAAGAGAGCGAAGAAAAGGAAAGAGUUGAAGACAGUCCCAAGGAGGAGCCAGAUAAAAGAGAGGGGGAAAGGAAGAAGAGAGGGAUCGAUAUGAAGGGGAAAACCGAGGAGUGAUAAAAAAGAGGGGUACAAGGGAGGGAAGAGAAUGAUGAAAAGACUACCACGACUAGACUCAUGUGAAGAGAAGUUAAAGGGGAGAAAGAUGAAGAGGCAAAGUAAUAAAAAGAGACAGAGAAAAAUGAGCCCAGGGAGGGUGAAGAAAGCCAGGCAAGGAGAGCGAGUGAUUGAUGUAAUUUAAAGCAAUAAGUGUUGUGAAGCACUGAUAUGGUCCAGCACAGACAAUGCAGAGGAUGCUUCUGCUGGCUGGCUGGCUGGCGGGCUGGCGGCGCCAACUAUUUCUUCAAAUUUAGGACAAAGAAAAGCAACCCGGAUAAACAAUACACAAUUGAAUCCGGACAAACAAGAGGAAACACGGAUUGUCGUUUAAAUGUGUGUUUAGGUCGGUGACAAAGUAGGAAUAACCUUGUGAUGGUCUUCUGAGCAUACCUAUGUGUGAUUCUACAAAAUAACUGGAAGAUGAUGAUGAAAGAAAAAUAAUAUACAGUGAUACCUUGACUUCAAACGUUUACGUUCUGUGACCGCGAAUCAACGGAAAGGCCAAUCAUUUGUUCCGCUACCCCAGAAACUUCCAUCAAAAUAUUUCCAUUGGAAAAAUAGUACUGGAGAGCAGGGGUCACCAAUCUUUUGGAAACUAACACUUGGCUCCUGAUUAGUAUGAAGGACUACACCAAUUAUAUCUGUUAUAUACAUUUUUCUGAACACACUGAUCA